Labeo rohita (rohu) is the source of this 1604-nucleotide messenger RNA. It is a transcript of the gene ube2al, whose product is annotated as ubiquitin conjugating enzyme E2 A, like. The record is from RefSeq and is a predicted model, not a curated record. The transcript is spliced from 6 exons. Gene Ontology annotation, cellular component: HULC complex. The coding region runs from base 125 to 583 and encodes 152 amino acids. Gene Ontology annotation, molecular function: ubiquitin conjugating enzyme activity. Gene Ontology annotation, biological process: DNA repair; protein polyubiquitination; proteasome-mediated ubiquitin-dependent protein catabolic process. NCBI's taxonomy places the organism in Eukaryota, Metazoa, Chordata, Actinopteri, Cypriniformes, Cyprinidae.
UGAAAAGACGUCUUGUACUCAGAAAGGAAUAUUAAUCAUCAGUGUUGUGACAUAUACAGUUACCUUAGUAUUUGUUAUUUGGGCUCUAAAAAUAAUCGCUGACGAUUUUUUAGUGUAGUUAAAGAUGUCUACCCCAGCAAGAAGGCGACUCAUGCGAGAUUUUAAGCGGCUCCAGGAGGAUCCUCCAGCCGGCGUCAGUGGAGCUCCAUCUGAGAACAACAUCAUGGUGUGGAAUGCAGUUAUAUUCGGUCCAGAGGGAACACCUUUUGAAGAUGGUACUUUCAAACUCACAGUUGAGUUCACAGAAGAAUAUCCAAACAAGCCCCCAACUGUGCGGUUUGUUUCAAAGAUGUUUCAUCCAAAUGUGUAUGCUGAUGGCAGUAUCUGCUUAGAUAUUCUUCAAAAUCGGUGGAGUCCAACUUAUGAUGUUUCAUCUAUUCUGACAUCAAUUCAGUCCCUUCUAGAUGAGCCAAAUCCCAACAGCCCCGCGAACAGCCAGGCAGCACAACUGUAUCAAGAAAACAAACGAGAAUAUGAGAAACGGGUGUCAGCCAUUGUAGAGCAGAGCUGGCGGGACAGUUGACCACAUUCGCAGACCAUGUUCUCACUGAAACUUUGUUUUUCUUUUGUUUGGCUCUGUUGUUGGGGGAUAGUUUUUCAGAUCUCCAUUUUUAAGUUUUUAUGCACUUUACUCAUGCAAGAUUGUGAUUUUUGUUUUAUUUCUAUCCCACAUUUUUUGCCUGGACUGAUUUUCAACCUUCAUUAAGAUCACUGAAAUGGGUUAACAUCCCUGGUGAAUAAUGCUUGACUAAUUUUGCAUAUGACAUGAACAUGCAGUGAUUGUCCUUCUUUGCUAAAUGCAAAAGCAUUCUUUAAAAAAAAGAAAGAAAAGAAAACAUUAUGGUUGAGUCAAUCAAGGCAGCCUGAUUUGGAUACAUGACUCACUAAGAGACUUUAAUUUAAGUCAUAGUAGAGUUCAUGAAAAUGUUCUUGGUGCUUUGUCAAUUUUAAUAUCAUGGUUUCACUCGAAAAGCAGUUAAAAGUGUCUUUUUAAUUUCGGUUUUGCUUCCAUUGUUCUGGAUUAGCAUUCGUUAUGUUGAUUUAGUCACGACUCUUCUUUGCUCUGCCAGAGGUGGGUAGUGAGUACGCACUGAAAAUGCAUAUAAGAUGUUUGUAGACAGGCUUGAGGGUUUAUAGAAAUUAUCAAAUUAUGUUGACAGAAGAUGGCAAUAUGGUAUGGAGUAUAAAAAAUAUAUUUACUGAUCGAAAAAGAAAAAAUUAGAUUUGCUGGAAUUAAAGUACUCAAAUAUCUUCUAAAAUCCUCCAGAGACCCAUGUUAACUGCAGUUACUUAAUAUCUUCUCAUGGCUUGCAUCACAAGUCCAAUCAAACAGUCAAGUGAAAUAAUGUCUUCAGGUCUUUUUCCAAGCCCUUGAUCUUUGCAGAUGUAUGCCCUGUUACAUGCAUGAAUGCCUGAGUGUGUCCUUGCCUCUAUUAAUCUCUUGUAUAUACAAAAACACAUCUGAAUUUUGUGUACAGAUUUUGCACUGGUUGGCAAUCUCAUUUUCCAGCACUUGUAAAUACUUAAAUAAAAGGUGAAACUAC